Messenger RNA from Phoenix dactylifera (date palm), 1306 nucleotides. RefSeq lists its product as uncharacterized. The record is from RefSeq and is a predicted model, not a curated record. Gene Ontology annotation, molecular function: calcium ion binding. Lineage: Eukaryota; Viridiplantae; Streptophyta; Magnoliopsida; Arecales; Arecaceae.
UAGAUUCCUUCCCUCUCCAUUCUUCCCCCUUCCAAAAAUAGUAGUAUAUAUACCUUCCUCUUGUAAUCAACAGAGCGCCAUUUCUUGUCGAUCUUAGAAGUGUACGUAGUACAGAUGUUGCUCGCAGUCACAGACGUGAAGAAAGAAGCGCUCGACUCCACCAGCUCAACAACACGUCAAAGCAGCGAUAAAUCCGGCGAGCUCGAGCGAGUCUUCCGAUAUUUCGACGAGAAUGGCGACGGCAAGAUCUCGCCGGCUGAGCUGCAGAAUUGCCUGCGGGCGGCUGGCGAGGAGCUGUCGGCCGAGGAUGCCGAGGCUGUCGUGGAGUCCAUCGACUCCGAUGGCGAUGGGCUGCUGGGGUUGGAGGAUUUUUUGAAGCUGGUGGACGCCGAGGAGGAGGAGGAGAAGGCGAGGAAUAUAAGGGAUGCAUUCAGGAUGUACGAGAUGGAGGGCCAGGGAUGCAUCACGCCGAACAGCCUGCGAAGGAUGCUCAAAAGGCUCGGCGAGUCGAGGAGCACCGAUGAGUGCAGGGCGAUGAUUCGGCGGUUUGAUCUCAAUGGUGAUGGUGUGAUCAGCUUCGAUGAGUUCGAAGUCAUGAUGGUGUGAUCAUCUUCGAUGAGUUCGAAGUCAUGAUGCUAGAGGCAAAGUUUGUACAUAUUUGUUCAUGGGCAGGAUAUAGUAAAUUUGAAAUUUGUAUACCAAUUCUUUCUCUCGAUCAUUAAUCUUCCGGUGCUUGUUAUGAUCAUCGAGGAUGUCACUGUUUCGUGUGUGUGUGUGUGUGUAUAUAUAAGCUAAAGCAGGUCGUAGAUUUUGAAUCCGAAUUGGAGCACAAAGUCCUUUGAUAUGGGAUUUCAAUUACACGGUGGGAAUUCGGCAUAAGCCGGAUGUUGCAUCCCACUCCAUCUGGGGAGGCUUCAGAACCUAGAAAUUUUCUCAUAGAUAAUUGGGAUCAGCAUGUUUAAACUCGAUGGCACAGAAAAGCUCAAGGAAGCCAAACUCUUCUCUCUUAUUUUUUUUUCCCCCUUCAUUUCCCUUGAAUAAAUAACGCCGUGGGAGCCGGACUGAUGUACGUACCGUACCAAUAUUAGGCAUGGGGUGCACCGGUUGGACACCAAUACGUCAUCGAGCACCAGAUUGCAAACUUGAAGAGGCCAUCAUGUGAUUUGUUUAUGGGAAAAAAUGGCAGUCAAGUUCAGACAUUUUAUUUUUAAACAUUUAUAUCCCAUUAAGGGUAACCACAAUUGUUUGACUGGUAGCAUGAUCCUGAUAAAGUUAUCUGAACCAAACAUGUUCAAGGCAAUAUAAA